AUGUCAUACGGCGAUAAAAUAAUUGACCAUCUUCAAAACACUUCCAUGAAAGAAGAAGUAAGUUGCAGAUUGGACAACACUGACUCAUCAGAAGUAUCCACCGCAACACCAGAUUAUGAAAUGAUGGAGUACCUUCAGUUAUUUCACGUAAAGCAAGAAGUCCGUAAAUACUUGGACGCGCAGCAAGAAAUAAUCGACUGCUUGAAUUUGAAGCAAGAAGAAGCCAACUGCUUGGACGAAAAUUGCUCGACAGACCAAGACAAUCGCAUCAAUCCAUUCAGCCAUGUCGGCGCGACGAAAAAUCUGAGGAUGCUCUACUGUCCGUACUGCAAAAUAUCGAUGCGCUACGUUCCCCUCAAGACUCCCAAGUGCUGCGAGAAGUGCAGAGCGAAGUGGCUAUUCCAGUGCGGAACUUGCGACAAGCUCUACAAGGAGAUGAAAUCGUUGAGGGAGCACGUGAAACACGUGUGCAACAAGGAGCCGCGUUUCUUGUGCAAUCAGUGCGACUAUAAAUCCCACUACGAGAGGACGUUGAAGACGCACCAGCUUACCAAACACCCCAAGUGGUCGAAGAGAGUCGUGUGUCCCAGGUGCGGGGAAACCAAGCAGCAGCAGUACAUAAGGAAACACAUGGAGACAGUCUGCGGCAUCAAAGAUCCCGACCUAAUUCAACAGGUUUGCGGGGUGUCCAUUACCCGGGGAAAUCCUAAGAUUUGCCCGCACUGCUCGAGGGUAUUUAAGAGGAUCGAUCUUUAUUUAGAGCAUAAAGCCAUGUUUGGCGUUGUUGAUAAUGAGUGACUUUAACGAUCAUACUCCAGCUUUUUUUAUACAUAUAAUUUUGAAUCAACUGUUAAAAAUGAAAGAUGACCGCCAGAAAAUGUUUUUGAUCAGUAAAUAUAAUGAUAGUGUAUUAUCAAAAUAUACUUUGUUUAAAAAUGCUCCGAGUUCACUAUCGAGUGAAUAACAUGAUCUGAUAAGGAUGAGUACACUUUUUAUAAAACCAAACUGUUACAAAACUAAAAAUCAGAAGAUUUUUGACUAAAACUUAUUUUUGAACAUGCAUUUUCGAAGUGUUAUGGCAUUGUUAACCAUGCUAAAAUAAGUAAAAUAUUUGAUGAUACUUUAAUUAACUACGGAGAAUUUAUAUAAUUUUAAGAAAUAAUGCUUGAAAAAUUCAUUCUCUAUUAUAUAGUUUAUAAAUAUAUAGUUUAUUAUCUCCAACUUAUUGUUCAAAUUUACUAUUUUUGUAAUAAAAAAAUACGAAA
Molecule: messenger RNA, 1265 nt
Organism: Phymastichus coffea
Lineage: Eukaryota; Metazoa; Arthropoda; Insecta; Hymenoptera; Eulophidae
Product: GDNF-inducible zinc finger protein 1-like
Exons: 4
Coding region: 1-798 (265 amino acids)
Source: RefSeq, a predicted model, not a curated record